AUGAGUAAGCACCCUUUGAAGGAAAAAGCAGAUUCUAUGGCUGCAAAAUUAUCUAUGAUAACAAAAGAGUUGUCUACUAUGCCUUCGAAAAAUUCUCUUGAUAAAUUGGCUGAAGAACAACAGCUCAUGAUGAUUAUGGAAGAUGAAAUAAUUAAUUCACAAAAAGAAAAACAUAACUUGUUGCUUCAAAUACGUAAAACUAAAAUCGAGAUCGAAGAAUUACAAAGAAACAUAAAAAAUACCAAUCAGAUUUGUCAAGAAAAUGAACCUUCUUUAAUACCUAAUCAAGAUGCAUUAAUUGACAAGUUACUUAGUAUAAAUGACCAAUCUCUCUUAAUGUCCGUUGGUACAUCCUUGCAAGUUGAACAACUAUAUGAAAACAACACCACCGAUAACAAUGAUAAUAGUCUUCGAGCAAAGAAUAUUGAACGAUUAGUAAAUUUUACAAAAAUUAACUUUUUAAAAGUUUAUAAUAACUUAACCGUAACUGAUGGAGAUCGUAUUCGUUAUUAUAAUUACAUGGGGAAUUCUUAUGAUAUCAACUUCUUUAUUGAAUUCGAAGUGAAUGAAACUAAUCUAGUCAUUAGAAGACUUAAAAUCAAAUUAGAUUCUGGUGUAAAGCGAGAAAUGGGGAAAUUUAUUGAAAACGUGGAACGAGAUAGGAAUCUAUUGAUUUUUUUCAAAGGAUUUAUUGAGUAUGCGCGAUUGAAUCAUCAACGUAAACUGUUAUUUGGUGUUUUGAAGAGAAAAUAUCCUACCUUAACUUUGCCGAGUCUUCAUACACAUAAUUCUUUUACCCAAGAUUCAUGUUUGUGUGUUGACGUACAUUCAUCAUUGAGAUUUUCCGAAAAAAGCAAAAUUGGACCAGAGUUAAUUUUAUCUUGGAAUUUAAAUAUUACUUCAUCUGGUCAUGUUCUCCUUGAUGUUGAGAUGCACGCACGAAUGCCACACCAAUGGACAUUAUUGGACGAAAAACAUGUAAUUAACCAAAUACCAUCUAAUUUCCAAAACUUGGUCGAGGUCAAAGGAAUUCAAUCGGCUAUUGAAAUGAUCGUAAAAACAAAAAUUCAGAAUAUACAAUUUUAA
Rhizophagus irregularis DAOM 181602=DAOM 197198 is the source of this 1086-nucleotide messenger RNA. Lineage: Eukaryota; Fungi; Glomeromycota; Glomeromycetes; Glomerales; Glomeraceae. The record is from RefSeq and is a predicted model, not a curated record.